Messenger RNA from Manduca sexta (tobacco hornworm), 2894 nucleotides. Its product is annotated as prostaglandin reductase 1-like. Lineage: Eukaryota; Metazoa; Arthropoda; Insecta; Lepidoptera; Sphingidae. Gene Ontology annotation, molecular function: 15-oxoprostaglandin 13-reductase [NAD(P)+] activity. The record is from RefSeq and is a predicted model, not a curated record. The transcript has a single exon. Gene Ontology annotation, biological process: prostaglandin metabolic process. Bases 104 to 1087 code for a protein of 327 amino acids.
GACAGUUAAAGCUGCCAUUUUGAUUAAUAGAAUUAUUGAUUUAUUGCGACUGCGUAUAUGUUUAUUGCAAAUACGUUUUAAAUCGUUUACCACAACCGGAAAAAUGAGAAAACUUCGAAAAUACGUAGUAAGGAAGGCGUUCAAAGAUUAUUUACCGGAAAGGAACGACUUUGAAAUUGUUGACGAAGUGAUACCCGCGCUCAACGACGGCGAAUUCCUCGUCAAAGCGGAAUACAUAAGCGUCGAUCCAUACAUGAGAUCCUUCGCCGACGGUCGCGACGUGCCUUACGAUCAGUUCGGGUUCCAAGUCGGGAAGGUGGUCGAUUCCAGGAAUUCGCAUUAUCCCGCCGAUAUUCACGUAGUGUCGCAUAGCGGGUGGCGCGACUUCUCCGUGCUAACCGCCGAGCCCGACCCCAUGUUCAACGUGACGCCGUAUCGACCGCACACAGGGAGCUUACCUAUCUCCCUGGCUAUAGGUGCGUUGGGAAUGCCCGGCAUCACCGCGUACUUAGGCCUCACAGAGAUAUGCGACCCGAAAGAAAACGAGACAGUAUGCGUGACGAGCGCUGGCGGCGCUGUCGGUUCCUUGGUUGGACAAAUUGCGAAACUCAAAGGAUGCACCGUGAUCGGAUUCGCCGGCUCCGAUCAUAAAGUAAACAUGCUACUCAACGAACUGGGAUUCGAUUACGCGUUUAACUACAAAACAACGAAUGUGAAAGAGGCUUUAAAUUCAACCGGCAACAUCGAUUGCUACUUCGAUAACGUCGGAGGUGAACUAGCUAAGAUUAUCCUUGGCAACAUGAAGGAACAUGGCCGCGUCGCUAUAUGCGGCUCUAUCAGUACAUAUGGGAAGAAAUCUCGAAGGAAAGCGCUCAAGGCACCCGUCUCGGUCAAAAUGGAAGCGUUCAGUUUCACACAAUGGGACAUUACGAAGCAGCAAGCCGCAGUGAGCCAGCUGAGGGACUGGCUCGAGAGCGGAGCGAUCAAAGCCAAGGAAACCAUUACAAAUGGCUUUGAAGAACUGCCUGAUACCCUACUGGCGAUGCUAAAAGGGGAGAACGUCGGCAAAGCUGUUGUUAAAGUUUGAUUCUUAAGCUAUGCAUCUAGGAUUCAAAUUAGCUUGUUUCGUGACGGUUCGGGAAAUACAUUAGGGUGAAUCGAAAAGGUUUCUUUAUUUAUCUGCCUCCAGGGCGACGUUUAUUACAUUGAUCGAGAUGUUCCCCGACUCGAGUCUAAGUUUAACUUACAUUCGAAGGUCUUGUUGAUUUGUUAGCGACGUCGGGGUAUGUAAUAAACAGUUUCAGACCCCGAGGAAUAUUGACGUCGGCAGAUAUUUAAUACAAACCGACGGACAAACGACAUUACGGAAUUAGUAAAGUGAGACAGGCUGCUUUACUUCGACCUUGUACUAAUUAAUAUAAUAAAGGUUUACUUGUACAAAAUUGAUUUCUAAAAUAUAUUUUUAUAUUGUUUACAGUAGUGUUAUAUACACUAAUUAUCUAUCAUAUAAUCUAUUCAAUGGUCCCAUAUUUUAAGUACUUUUUUCAUAUUUUCUACCUCCUCAAUAUUAUGUUUUAGAUUUUUAUUUAAUAUGAUGUCAGUGAUGAAUUCUUCGUACACUUAUUAGUAGCACACAUAUCAGAUGCUAUACCAUAUUAAACAAAUAUUUUUCAUAAUGACAUUAAUAACUUGGUAGUUGUAUAGAAAGAGUGACUUCUCAUAUUCGUUUUUUAUUAUUAAAGUAUAUUAUUAGAUAAUAUUUAAAUUUCAUAUAUAUUUGUGUCUUCGUUUAUGUAUAGCUUAUUAUAAAUAUAAUAUUAGCUUUUAGAUUCAAACGUAGUGUCCUCCAUUUCGCCAAGUUCCAAUGACAAUGUGACAUGAAUGACAUUGGAACAUCACUUAAACAAAAUGGCGGACGAUAACCAUAAAACCAACUGCGUAAAAAGAUUUCGCAGCCCAACACAACCCCGUCAGAAACAAUAUCACGCAGAUAUCUUGUUUUAACAAUUUACAUACACGCGUAUGGAAACCCGCGAUAAAACAUGAAUCCGGCUAAACAAAACCAACGGGCCUUAUAAAAUUUAUAAUUAUCCACUUGGCAACAUUACCUUUUGAUAUUAAAAUGAUACGGGCAGCGCUGAAAGCCAAUAUUUAUUUUGUUAUUGUCAACAUUUAAAUUUAACUGUCACGGUCCAACGGUCAGUGGAAAUGGCAGUUGUUUUAUGAUAUAUUUGAAUUAUUUAAUUGGGUUUUUAUUUCCUACAUCGAUAUUGACGAUGGCGAUCUGUUUUAUAGUCUCUUUGUUUUGUAUCUGCUAUUAUUACUCGACAUUUUACAUCAUGACAUCGACUCGGCAGCCAUAAUACACAAGUAGAAGAAUUCCUACCUCAGUACAUUGAGUGUUUUAAGUUAUGCGCAUAUGGGCUGUAAGCCAAAACACCUGGGUUUGAUUCCCACAUCACGUUUAUAUUUCUUUCAGUAAGUUGUUAAUUAUUGUAACGCGCCGUUAUCCUAGUCGAUGACAUCGGGCGUUUCCGGAAGUAUUCGGCUGCGCGGCAGGCUGGCAGAAGAGAAGCUAUGUCACGCGGCGACUAUUCUCUGAGACUAUUCUAUUAUUAUUAUUCUCUCUGGUUGGACGUUGUCAAAAGAAUUUCUAAAAUUGUAUUCUGUAAUUAUUUUGCUAAUAUAAUGUUUACUGUAAAAAGAGCGUUUAACAUUAUAUCAAAAGUUAAAAUUGAAUUUGACAAUCAUCUACAGAACUGUAGAUCGACUUUUGCAAUUCUUCUCUAGAAUGUUAAAUUGUUGUAUGCUAUUAUAGCGGGUCAUAGCUGUACUGUAAUAUAAAUGUAUAACACCUUAAUCCUACCUGUGUACCACAAUAAAUAUAAUAAAUA